Leptosia nina is the source of this 2112-nucleotide messenger RNA. The record is from the annotation of a GenBank genome assembly. Lineage: Eukaryota; Metazoa; Arthropoda; Insecta; Lepidoptera; Pieridae.
AUGGGUAAAGUGCGGUCGACGCCGGGUGCCCCCCGGAAAGAGGGCUUCAAUAAAUCAGGGCAUUCCAUGAACCCUGAUCGACCUACAGAAGGACUAAAAGGUGUGGGUAAACCUCGUACCAAAGGCACUAUUAAGCGGCUGCAGAUGUACAGAAACUUUAAAGCUAAAAGAGAUAAAACAGGAAAGAUAUUGACACCAGCACCAUUUCAAGGCUGGGUACCAUCAGGUACACAAGCAAGAGUUGAACCUAACCAAAAGUGGUUUGGAAAUUCUAGAGUUAUAUCACAAAAUGCUUUACAAAAAUUUCAAGAAGAAUUUGGAGCUGCAGUAAAGAAUCCAUACCAAGUUGUUAUGAAACCUACAAAUUUACCAAUUACUCUACUAAAUGAAAAAGCAAAACAUGCUCGUGUUCAUUUACUUGAUACAGAAGGAUUUGAUAAAACAUUUGGGCCAAAGAAACAACGUAAGAGAGUUAAUCUUAAAUUUAGUGAUUUACAAACAUUGUCGAAAGCUGUUGAAGAUAGUGUUGACAAAUAUGAUGAGAGCAAAGAUAUUGAUAGAGUUCGUGAAGAUACCGGUAUGAAAGAUGGACAGAGGGAAUGGAUAUUUGGAGCCGGUAUGAGUCGCCGAAUCUGGAAUGAGCUUUAUAAAGUCAUAGACUCCUCAGAUGUAUUGUUGCAGGUACUUGAUGCUCGUGAUCCUAUGGGGACAAGAAGCCCUUAUGUAGAAAAAUUUCUCCGGGAGGAAAAACCACAUAAACAUCUUAUUUUUAUACUAAAUAAGGUUGACUUAGUGCCUAACUGGGUAACCCAAAGAUGGGUUGCUAUUUUAAGUGCAGAGUACCCUACAGUAGCAUUUCAUGCAUCUAUGACACAUCCUUUCGGUAAAGGGUCUCUUAUAAAUUUACUGCGACAGUUCGCUAAAUUACAUAUUGACAAAAAACAAAUAAGCGUAGGCCUUAUUGGUUACCCAAAUGUGGGUAAGUCUUCAGUCAUAAAUACAUUAAGAGCAAAAAAAGUAUGUAAAGUAGCUCCAAUUGCUGGUGAAACUAAAGUAUGGCAGUACAUUACUUUAAUGAAAAGAAUAUACUUAAUAGAUUGUCCAGGUAUUGUUUACCCAUCAGCAGAAACUGACACAGAAAAAGUGCUUAAAGGAGUUGUAAGAGUGGAAUUAGUUCAAAAUCCUGAAGAUUACAUUGAAGAAGUGAUUAAAAGAGUACGCAAGGAAUAUCUUGUAAAAACUUAUAAAGUUGAUGGUUGGGAAACAUCAACAGAAUUUUUAGAAAAAUUAGCGGCAAGAACUGGCAAGCUUUUAAAAAAAGGUGAACCUGACAUAAGUUCUGUUGCUAAAAUGGUACUUAAUGACUGGCAAAGGGGAAAGCUACCAUUCUAUGUUGCACCUGAAGGUUUUGAAAUUCCUUUAUCAAAACAAACUAAAGAGAGUCACUCAACUGACGUUCCAGUACAGUCAACUACAGAGACAACAAAUGUAGACCCAAAAGAAACACCUAACACAGAAUUGAAAGAGGAUAAUAUAGAGAAACCAACACUUACUGUUAAUAAAUUAGUUAUAGCCCAAGAUUUUGCUAAAAUAAGGGUUGGGUUGCAGUUUGACAAUGAAGAUGAUGUCAAACCAUUAGACAAAAUCACAAUACCAGAAGAGCUGCAAGGAAUUGAUGAACAAAAUACUGAAGUUUCACUGGAACAAAAUAAGAGCAAUUUAGACAAUUCUACAGUGGAUGAAAAGCCUAAUAACAUUGAAAAUGAUGAGAAUAGUGACUCAGAUAUAAGUAGUUUCUAUAGUAAUGAUGAGGAUGUGUGCAGCGACGUUGAAGACUACUUAACACAUGAUCCAGAGACUGUUAAAGAAAUGAGGCAACAAAAAAUUAAGGCUGCUAGUGGUACAUUUGUUAUUGAAGAGGUUGCACAGAAUGCUAUGAAACGGAAAAUCCUUCAAAAUGGUGACGCUCCGCAAAAAGCUAAAAUGACAGCAAAAAGAAGAAGAGCUAUAGAAAGAGCCCAGAAACGCACGAAAACAGGAAGCAACUUCUAUGAAGUUUCUAAUGUUAAAAAUAGGAACAGAAAUAAGAAAAAGCCCAAACUUCUAUUUUAA